GGCGGAGGCAGCGCGCGCCGGCCGUAGCUGAGCGGGCGCAGGCGCGGGGGGCGGCGGCGCGGGGGAGGCGCGGGGUCUCGGAGCGAGCGCGGCCCGCCGGGCGCCUCCGACCCGGCCCAGCCGACGGACGGACGGACUCGCGCGGACGCGGCCCCUCCCUGCCGCCGCCCGCCCGCGCGCCCGCCCGGGGCGCCCACCUCGCCGGCGCCGGGCCCGGGAGCGAUGACAUCGACGGGGAAGGACGGCGGCGGGGCGCAGCACGCGCAGUAUGUGGGGCCCUACCGGCUGGAGAAGACGCUGGGCAAGGGGCAGACAGGCCUGGUGAAGCUGGGGAUCCACUGUGUCACGUGCCAGAAGGUGGCCGUCAAGAUCGUCAACCGGGAGAAGCUCAGCGAGUCUGUACUGAUGAAGGUGGAGCGGGAGAUCGCGAUCCUGAAGCUGAUCGAGCACCCCCACGUCCUCAAACUGCACGACGUCUAUGAAAACAAAAAAUAUUUAUACCUGGUGCUAGAACAUGUGUCUGGUGGAGAGCUCUUUGACUACCUGGUCAAGAAGGGGAGGCUGACCCCCAAAGAGGCCCGGAAGUUCUUCCGCCAGAUCAUCUCUGCGCUGGACUUCUGCCACAGCCACUCCAUAUGCCACAGGGAUCUGAAACCAGAAAACCUUCUGCUGGACGAGAAGAAUAACAUCCGGAUCGCAGACUUCGGCAUGGCGUCGCUGCAGGUUGGCGACAGCCUGCUGGAGACCAGCUGCGGGUCGCCCCACUAUGCCUGUCCGGAGGUGAUCCGGGGGGAGAAAUACGACGGCCGCAAGGCAGACGUGUGGAGCUGCGGCGUGAUUCUGUUCGCGCUGCUGGUGGGGGCGCUGCCAUUCGACGACGACAACCUGCGGCAGCUGCUGGAGAAGGUGAAGCGCGGCGUCUUCCACAUGCCGCACUUCAUCCCGCCCGACUGCCAGAGCCUGCUGCGCGGCAUGAUCGAGGUGGACGCGGCGCGGCGCCUCACGCUAGAGCACAUUCAGAAACACAUAUGGUAUAUAGGAGGCAAGAACGAGCCGGAGCCGGAGCAGCCUGUCCCUCGCAAGGUGCAGAUCCGCUCCCUGCCCAGCCUGGAGGACAUCGACCCCGACGUGCUGGACAGCAUGCACUCGCUCGGCUGCUUUCGGGACCGCAACAAGCUGCUGCAGGACCUGCUGUCCGAGGAGGAGAAUCAGGAGAAGAUGAUCUACUUCCUCCUCCUGGACCGGAAGGAGAGGUACCCGAGCCACGAGGAUGAGGACCUGCCGCCCAGGAACGAGAUAGACCCGCCCCGGAAGCGUGUGGACUCCCCGAUGCUCAACCGGCACGGCAAGCGGCGGCCCGAGCGGAAGUCCAUGGAGGUGUUGAGCGUCACGGACGGCGGCUCCCCCGUGCCUGCACGGCGGGCCCUGGAGAUGGCCCAGCACGGCCAGAGUAAAGCAAUGUUCAGUAAAAGCCUGGAUAUCGCUGAAGCCCACCCCCAAUUCAGCAAAGAAGACAGGAUGGCCGGUGCCGGCGCCCAGGGGUCCAGGUCCAUCAGUGGUGCCUCCUCGGGCCUGUCCACCAGCCCGCUCAGCAGCCCCCGGGUGACCCCUCACCCCUCUCCGAGGGGCAGUCCCCUCCCUACCCCCAAGGGGACACCUGUGCACACGCCCAAGGAGAGCCCGGCCGGCACGCCCAACCCCACGCCGCCGUCCAGCCCCAGUGUGGGAGGGGUGCCCUGGAGGACGCGGCUCAACUCCAUCAAGAACAGCUUUCUGGGGUCGCCCCGCUUCCACCGCCGGAAACUGCAAGUUCCGACGCCCGAGGAGAUGUCCAACCUGACCCCGGAGUCGUCCCCAGAGCUCGCCAAGAAGUCCUGGUUCGGGAACUUCAUCAGCCUGGAGAAGGAGGAGCAGAUUUUCGUGGUCAUCAAGGACAAGCCGCUGAGCUCCAUCAAAGCCGACAUCGUCCACGCCUUCCUGUCGAUCCCCAGCCUCAGCCACAGCGUCAUCUCCCAGACGAGCUUCCGGGCCGAGUACAAGGCGACGGGGGGCCCGGCUGUGUUUCAGAAGCCGGUCAAGUUCCAGGUGGACAUCACGUACACGGAGGGCGGGGCCGCGCAGAAGGAGAAUGGCAUCUACUCGGUCACAUUCACGCUCCUGUCCGGCCCGAGCCGCCGCUUCAAGAGGGUCGUGGAGACCAUUCAGGCCCAGCUGCUGAGCACACACGAGCAGCCCUCUGCCCAGCACUUGUCAGACACCACUAACUGUAUGGAAAUGAUGACGGGGAGGCUUUCCAAAUGUGGCAGCCCAUUGAGUAACUUCUUUGACGUAAUUAAACAACUUUUUUCAGACGAGAAGAACGGGCAGGCGGCCCAGGCCCCCAGCACGCCCGCCAAGCGGAGUGCCCACGGCCCACUUGGGGACUCCGCGGCCGCUGGCCCCGGCCCUGGAGGGGACGCCGAGUACCCAGCGGGCAAGGACACGGCCAGGAUGGGGCUGCCCGCCGCCCGCCGGGAGCAGCCUUAGACAGACACAUAGCCCCCUCCCCUCGUGCGGCCCGCUGCCCGCCCGCCCGCCCGGGGUGGACCCAGGGCCACGCCCGUCUGUCCGUCUAGACUGUCGUGAAGCCGGGGAGGAAAGGAAAGGGGGCCCCGGGGUUCGCAGCCCAGGCUGGGCCGACCGGGCCCGCUCUCUCUUUCUCUUGCUCUCUCUCUCUGCCUGUCUCUGACAACGCCACUGUCUCCACUCUGAUACCAGGAAUUAUCCCGAAAAGUUAACAUGUCACCUCCACGAGGCCGCCCUCCGUGCUCUCCGCCGGACUCCGGCUGACCGAAGGCAGCUGCCGCAGACCCGCCCUCUCCUCCUGCCGCCCGCCCGCCCGCCUGCCCGCGCGG
This is a messenger RNA of Bubalus bubalis (water buffalo), 2894 nucleotides long. It is a transcript of the gene BRSK2, whose product is annotated as BR serine/threonine kinase 2. Gene Ontology annotation, molecular function: ATP binding; tau-protein kinase activity; protein serine/threonine kinase activity. Gene Ontology annotation, biological process: intracellular signal transduction; protein phosphorylation; microtubule cytoskeleton organization. The transcript is spliced from 22 exons. Lineage: Eukaryota; Metazoa; Chordata; Mammalia; Artiodactyla; Bovidae. The coding region runs from base 223 to 2526 and encodes 767 amino acids. The record is from RefSeq and is a predicted model, not a curated record. Gene Ontology annotation, cellular component: cytoplasm.